AUGGAACCACAGACAGUAGAAACGCAACCGAAAAAACCGAAACCAUUCUCCAUAGACUCGAUAAUCGGUAACAAUCGGAAAUCGCCGGAAAUCGACAUCGAAAACCAAUCAGAUUCUAGAAAUUCAGAGGAAGACGAGGAAGAAAUGAAUAGAAUGAGAUAUUAUUUCAAUUCGCCGUUUAUACAGAACGGUGUGUCGAUACCUUUUUUGUUAGGGUAUGGGGAGCCUUGGCUGUCUAGGGUCUUAGCGCCUGUGCCUGAGAGGGAGAGAGAGGAGAAAACGGAGAGUCCCGUUAGUGUGGGGAGUGAAGAGAGCGACGGGGGAGAGGAUAAUACGCAAGGAAACGACUCCGAGCCCGACCAAGAGGACUCAACAGACCGUCGCGAGAGCAAAGCGAGGCGCCGGCGCACGGCCUUCACAUCCGAACAGCUGUUGGAGUUAGAGCGAGAGUUCCACGCCAAGAAGUACCUGAGUCUGACAGAGAGGUCGCAGAUCGCUGCGGCGCUCAAACUUAGUGAAGUACAGGUCAAAAUAUGGUUCCAAAACCGUCGCGCGAAAUGGAAACGCGUGAAAGCCGGCCUCGCCUCCGGCAGUCACUCCGGCAAAACCUCGGGCACCAAGAUAGUCGUCCCCAUCCCCGUGCACGUCAACCGCUUUGCCGUGCGAACACAACACCAUCAGAUGGAAAAACAACAGUUCCGACUAGACAGGAACCAACCUUGCAGCCUUUUACAGUCCCAAACCUCAGCGUUCUCGAAAAACGACACGUUUUUAAAAGAAUCGAAUCCAUUUUUGAAAGAAUCGAGUUUACCGAGUCCGUUUUUGAAAAACGAAUCGGUAAUAUCGAUGGGGCGCAGCACUAUGUACGACGCGAGCAUGUCCGCUAGGUUGGCAAGCUUGAGUCAAGCCGCCAAUUUGAGGUUUGGAAAUCAAAAUGGCCGACCUAGCUAGUCUGGGAUUUGCAAUAGAUACAGGCUGAUUUUCUUUGGUAAUAAAGAUAAUCAAUUAAGUAUUAUCACUGAAGCAUUGAGCAUGCGA
Molecule: messenger RNA, 1038 nt
Organism: Cydia splendana
Lineage: Eukaryota; Metazoa; Arthropoda; Insecta; Lepidoptera; Tortricidae
Product: homeobox protein ceh-30-like
Exons: 3
Coding region: 1-951 (316 amino acids)
Biological process (GO): regulation of nervous system development; regulation of transcription by RNA polymerase II
Cellular component (GO): nucleus
Molecular function (GO): RNA polymerase II transcription regulatory region sequence-specific DNA binding; DNA-binding transcription factor activity, RNA polymerase II-specific
Source: RefSeq, a predicted model, not a curated record